Bacidia gigantensis is the source of this 582-nucleotide messenger RNA. RefSeq lists its product as uncharacterized. NCBI's taxonomy places the organism in Eukaryota, Fungi, Ascomycota, Lecanoromycetes, Lecanorales, Ramalinaceae. The transcript is spliced from 4 exons. The coding region runs from base 1 to 582 and encodes 193 amino acids. The record is from RefSeq and is a predicted model, not a curated record.
AUGAAAAGGAAGGCGAGCAGCCUGACGUCUUCAGCCAAAGUAAAACGAACUCAGGCGCCACAACAAGAUUACUGCGACGUCAAGACACGGCGUACGGACGAAAAUGCUGUUCUCUGGCCGGCAAGCCCGGCCGCAAUUGAAGGAGCCAGGCAAUUCAUGAGACAAUGCGCUGAGGCUGCCCGGAAGACACUUAUUGUCCCUGACAAGGAUGCAGACGGCCUUGAUGCCGGCGUAAUCCUGUUGCGGACAUUGACGGCACUGGGCUUAGCCCGAGAGCUCAUUGAAGUCCAUUUGCUAGCAAAGCAUGCGAACGUACAUGAUGAGUCUGAGAGGAUGGCUAUGCAGACGAAAGACCCAGGAUACAUCAUUGUAGUUGAUCACGGGAGUAUGGAAGCACCACCCAUCGUGGAUUCUCCGGAUACCAAAUGCCUUGUCAUUGACCAUCAUCUGAGUGACAAAUUUCCAAAAAAUGCAUCAUCGCGACAUCAUCUCUUCUUACGUACGAAAUUUGCAGGACACUCCAUCCAAGCAUUGAGACAUCGUGCGGAUUUCUUUGUGCGAUGGGCACGCACGGCGACUUAG